AUCCGGGAUCGGGAUCGGCUCCAUGGACACCUUCCAGUCCCCGAGGCCCUCGGGCGGCCGGGACAAAGCGGAGCCCGGCCCCGUGUCCGUGACCAUCCCGGCCUCUCCCUUCAUGCAGAAGUUGGGGUUCGGCACCGGAGUCAGCGUCUACCUGAUGAAAAGGUCCCCGCGGGGGCUGCCCCGCUCCCCGUGGGCCGUGAAGAAAAUCAACUCCGGCUGCUCGCAGAGCCAGCGCAGCCUCUUCCAGCGGAGACUCCGCGAGGAGGCCCGGACCCUGCGGAACCUGCGGCACCCCAACAUCGUCGGGUACCGGGCGCUGACGAAGGCUCCGGACGGGAGCCUCUGCCUGGCCAUGGAAUUCGGGGGCGAGAAAUCCCUGAACGACCUCAUCGAGGAGCGCCGGGAGCAGGGCCUGGGCAUGUUCCCGGCAGCCACCAUCCUGCACGUGGCCCUCAGCAUGGCCAGGGGCCUCCAGUACCUGCACACGGAGCAGCGGCUGCUCCACGGCGACAUCAAAUCCCCCAACGUCGUCGUCCGCGGCGCCUUCGAGGCCGUCAAGAUCUGCGACGUCGGCGUCUCCCUGCCCCUGGACGAGAACCUGACAGUGAGCGACCCCUCCCUGUGCUACGUGGGCACGGAGCCGUGGUCGCCGCCCGAGGCGCUGGAGCCGGGCGGGGCCAUCUCCGACCGCGCCGACGUCUUCGCCUUCGGCCUCACGCUCUGGGAGAUGCUGGCCCUGAGCGUGCCCCACCUGCCCCCGGCCCGCGACGACGGAUCCGACGAGGAUUCCUGCUCGGAGGAUUCCCUGGACGAGGCCGCGUACCAGGCCGCGCUCGGCUCGCGGCCGCCGCUGCCCCCGGAGGCGGCGCGGGAGCCCUCGCAGCGGCCCGUGCGGGAGCUCUUCUGCGCAUGCACCGCCCGCGAGCCCCCGCGGCGCCCCCCGGCGGCCACCGUCGUCAGCGCGCUGCUGCAGCUGCGGGAGUGCCGGGAACGGGAACGGCCGGGGGGAGAGCGGGAAUGAUGAGGGAUAACGGGAAUAAUGACGGGAUAACACAGCCCUGAGGGACAGCGGGAAUGAUGAGGGACAGCGGGAAUAGCCGGGAUAGCACAGCCCUGAGGGACAGCGGGAACGAUGCGGGAUAACAGAGCGGGAAUGCCCUCGCAGCGGCCCGUGCGGGAGCUCUUGUGCGCAUGCGGCGCCCCCUGGCGGCCACUGUCGUCACUGCACUGCUGCAGCUGCGGGAGUGCCGGGAAUGAGGGAUGGGAUAACGGGAAUAAUGCCGGGAUAGCGCAGCCCUGAGGGACAGCGGGAAUGAGGGAUGGGAUAACGGGAAUAAUGCCGGGAUAGCGCAGCCCUGAGGGACAGCGGGAAUGAGGGAUGGGAUAACGGGAAUAAUGCCGGGAUAGCGCAGCCCUGAGGGACAGCGGGAAUGAGGGAUGGGAUAACGGGAAUAAUGCCGGGAUUACACAGCGGGAAUUCUGAGAUAGCAGAGCGGGAAUUCUGGGAUAACGCAGCGCUGGGAGAGCGGGAUAACAAUGGAGUGGGAAUUCCCAGGAUUCCAGAGCCCGGGAUAACAGAGUGGGAAUUCCACAGCCCCGCGAGACCGGGGUUACAGAUCUGGAAUUCCAGGAUAACAGAGCGGGAAUUGCUGGGAUAACAGAGUGGGAAUUCCCAGGAGAACUGAGUGGGAAUUCCAGGAUAACAGAGCGGGAAUUCCCGGGAUAACAGAGCAGGAAUUCCUGGGAUAACAGUGGGAAUUCCCGGGAUAACAGAGCGGGAAUUCCUGGGAUAACAGUGGGAAUUCCUGGGAUAAUGGAGCUGGGAAUUCCUGGGAUAACAGAGUGGGAAUUCCUGGGAUAACGGAGCUGGGAUUGCUGGAAUUCCAGAGCCCUGAGCGCCCGGGAGAACAGAGCCGGGGUUCUGCAGCCCGGCAUUCCCAGGAUUCCAGAACCGCGAGCCUCCCGGAAUUCCAGAGCCUCCCAGAAUUCCAGAGCCUGACAUUCCCGGAAUUCCAGCCCCCUGACAUUCCCGGAAUUCCAGCCCCCUGACAUUCCCAGAUUUCCUUUUUUUCCCAGAGUUUCCCUCUCUUAGGUCAACUUUUCCCUCCUUUUCCGGUUGGAUUUUCCCACUCUGGGUUUGGAUUUUCCCUCUUUUUUUUUUAGGUCAGAUUUUCCCAAGUUUCCAGGUUGGAUUUUCCCUGAUUUUUUGGGCUGGAAUUCCCUUCUUUUUGGGGGUUUGGAUUUCCCUUCCCUUUGGGAUGGAUUCUCCCUUUGAGCUUUGAUUUCCCAAAUUUGGGGUCGGAUUUCCCAAAUUUGGGGUCCGAUUUCCCAAGUUUCAGGUUUGGAUUUUCCCCAAGUUUUCAGGGUUGGAUUUUCCAGCUUUUUGGGCUGGAAUUUCCCUCCUUUUCCCUCUUUUGGGGUUUGGAUUUUCCCAAACUUUUUGCUGGAUUUUUCCCCCUUUAAGGUCAGUUUUUCCCUCUUUUUUUUUU
Messenger RNA from Camarhynchus parvulus, 2489 nucleotides. RefSeq names its product PDZ binding kinase (gene PBK). The record is from RefSeq and is a predicted model, not a curated record. Gene Ontology annotation, molecular function: ATP binding; protein serine/threonine kinase activity. Bases 23 to 1021 code for a protein of 332 amino acids. The transcript has 7 exons. Lineage: Eukaryota; Metazoa; Chordata; Aves; Passeriformes; Thraupidae. Gene Ontology annotation, biological process: protein phosphorylation.